UUCUGAGCGAUCACAGGUGUUAUAGGAAGGCUGGUAUUUUGGUGUUGUUUGAAGAACAUGAGUUUGAAGAACAUUAGUGAGUGAGUGUUGAACACUGUGCAGAGUUCUGCAGGCUGAACCGCUAACGACUGGCGUUGAUGAGUUUUGCGAUUGAGGAUAACGGUGUGUGCAGCAGGCGAAGGAUUCGCGCGCGCUAAUUAUUCUCUGUUUUGUGUUUGCGUCGUUACGUUUGUGCAAUUUGGGAGAGCAGUGCAUCUAACAGGAUUUGCUUGCAGUGGUUGCAGUCGGAUUCUAAAGCGAGCGUAUUGGUCAGUGUGAUUUUUUUGGGGAAUCGAUCCGGAGAUUAAUCCGCAACUGGAAAUAAAGGAACUUUCCAUGCGUUGAUGGAUUUUGAAUGUUGUGUUGCUGAUUGGAAAUUGCGUAGGCCUUCAGCGUGAACAGAAUAAGAGAGUUCUUUGAUAGGAGAUUAUCAAUAAGAAGCCCUACAAAUCUGAUUGAAAAACGGUGAACGAAGACCGAAAAGCAUUGUGAAGUGUGAGAGUGAUUAUAUAGUGGCUGCAAGUGAUAGCGUUCGUUCGACCCGACUCAUUAUCGAAAUAUAAUCCCCUCAGAGUGUGCGAUCUACUUUGAAAGAAGUGUGAAUAGCAGCAGCGAAGGGAAAAAUUGCAUUUUUGUAAUUCCGGAUAUCACCGACGACCGCACAGAUAAACGAACGAAGCUGCUGGAUGGGAGAAAACAUUCUUCAAAGAACUGAUCACAUUUUUGUUUGAACAGCAGGCGACUACCCAAGCGGGACGAAGUGGAUUUACGAGAAAUAACAUAACAAAUACGACAACUCUUUGGGCACCGUGUGAAUUCCUGGUGGUUACUGUUGCGGGCUAUCAUUGCAGAAGCUGAUCAUUCGCGCCAAGUUGGUGAUUGCUGUUAGUGACCCAGCAGUAUCAGAAGCAGUAGCAGGUGGAGUCGCACAUGUGUGAAAGAACGAGGUGAUCAACACAUCUCGAACAAUUUCUGCGAAUCAAGUGAUCGUGAAUAGAAAAAGGUGAUUAGUUCGAGUCGAAUUCAAUCCGUAGUGGCUGUCAAGUGAAGAUCUCUUCGUGUGUAAUAGAAGAAAAGAUCGAGUUGACGGGUGUUGACAAAGUGCUUAGUGCGUAAAAAUCGCUGGAAAGAGUUUCUCAAGUGGCAAUUAAUACGAAUAUAAGAAGUAGAGGGAAAGAUCUGAAUGUGAUUGGCUGUCCUCAUCGUGUGUAUGUGUGUGAAUUGAAGAGGCAACUUAGCCACGAUCGAAAACAUAAUCGGAUUCAUUGUGCGCAAGUACGCCGCAUCGUCACUUUGGCCUCUCCGCCAUUGACAGCAGCCGAGCUACGGAGUAGCUCAACACGCGACUUCUUGUUGACCCGGCUUUGGAAAUCUUCUCAAGUAGAUUCAAUUCCAGUGCAUCGCCACCACUAUAAGACGUUCGCUGUGGCAGCAACCGUUAUUCACCAUCCACCGGAUUUUAGCUAAUUAGUCCCCCACAAUGACCAACCGGAGGCGCUGCGGGAGCAGUAGAGGCCCCAACAAAAGCUGGCACCGAUGUUCGACCGUCCUGUCCGUGGCCCUACUGACAGUAGCCGCCCUCGCCGGUGGCAGCUGGGCCAUGACCAACAGUGUGUUCAAAGCAUUCAGCAAAGAUCAAACGGUCACGUCCAGUACGCUGGCAUGGGAGAAGUUCAACGGCGAGAAGACACAACUGCAAUAUGCGGUGCAAAGUUACAACCCGGCGGAGCAUCCCCGCUCCAAGGAACUGCUGGACAGUGACCAGCUAAGCCACGCCAGCUACGUGUGCCGGUUACAGAUCGAGGGUAUCUACUGUGCCGGUCAGACGCACAUGGAGGACUCGUCCACCAUCUGUACGGUGUCGCUGCAGUCGGACGUCCGGCGGCAUCGGACGUUCGAGGUGCUGGUGAAUCGAAACGGGGGCGGAAAGCUCAAGUGGCAACCGUGGAACAAGUUCCGUACGGAGAAGUUUCCCGGUGCCGUCAGCGCCAGCAUCGGAAAGGUUGAUGAUUACUAUGUGGCACGCUAUAAGUUGGUACACCACGGCCAUCACCACCCCUACAUUGUGGGCAAUUACGACCCACUAGAGAAGCUCGGUGGCAGAAUUUGGGCUCCGCUUCCGGGAAUGCCAGAAACUGUGGAACAUGAAAGUGGAGACCUACUUGUGGAAAUUGAGCCUGUACAGUACGAACUGCGAAAUAUCAAGUUGAACAAACUGCGUACCGUUAUCAGGAAAAAUACCACUAUUCUAGGAUCAACCAUCCUAUCGAAUGAGGAGGACAUCACCAAUCAGGCUGAAACUGUCAUCACGUACGACUACACCAAAUUGACCUAUUACGGACGGCAGUUGGGCGUUGGCAAUGGCGUGCCAACUAAGGUUAUUGAUCCCCGGACGCAACAGCCUGUUGAUAUCUUCUGGGGUGUUGAACUAACGGAAAGGAAGUUUGAGACCAAGGCCAUCAACACGAUACUGCAACCUGGAACGGCCAUCAACGUGACGCUGCUGGGCAACUAUACUGAAAUGGAAGCUCCUUACCAUGCGAACCUGAAGGCGUACUACGACGAUAAUAGUGAUCCGGUGUCGAGGAAGCUGUCUGGAUAUAUGCUCAGCAAGGACAUGGAAGACGUCAAGAUCGAAUUCAGUCCCAUCUACUGGAUCGAAAAUGGUACCCUGGUGCCAACGACGACGACAACAACUACAACGACCACCACGUCCACGACGGAAGCGACCACCACAAACGAUCCGGUGCCCAUUACCGACACUCCGCUCGAAAGUGUCGGUAACCGGGUCGGCCUGGACGAGGAAAUGAGCAACGAAAUAAACAGCCGGGAGGAGGUUGCCAGCAGCCGGAGUAUCGAUAAGCCGGAAAGCAGCAUCAGUCUGUCGAGCAUCGGUGGCUCCGGAGCUUCCGGCAAGAGGCAAGGUGGCAACAGCGGGGCGACCACAACCCGGUGGUUGUCCUCCGGGACGAUAGCUGCUGUGGUGGCGGCCGGCAGUUUGGCGAUUGUGGCACAACGGAUUUAACUCUAGGCUUUUCGACGUAGCUUGUAAGUUGUUUCCUUUGUGAAGAAGAAAAGUGAGUUCAUUUUAAUUUACUUUCAAUACCAACUUCAGUUUUGUUGUUCCUGUGUCCGUUUUUAUGAUUUUUAUAUAAUUAAUUUAAGUAAGAAAGGGUGAACGAGCUCAGAAUAAUGAUCUGAAGAAAUGUGAUGAAUAUUAGGGAUGUAGGUAGGGUACAAGUGGAAGAAAAUCAAUUUCUCAUCAUAUUGCUCUUGUUUUUAGUAGAUAAUAAGUGCGCGUAAGUUUUUGAAACUAAGUUGGAGAAACAACUAUAUCAUUAUGGAAUGAAUUAGGGAAAAUUACGGUUAAAUUUAUUACAGAAUAAUUGUCAUAUUUUCUCCUAUCGAAUAGUGCAAAAAAUCGAACCAGUGAAGAAUUUGCAGUCCAGCCUCGUGGAGUAGCUUCUAUCUUAAAGUUGUGUAUAAAACAAAUUCGCUCGAUGCGAGUAUUCAACGUAAAACAAAGAAACAUCUAUGCUCGUCUCAUGUAAAUAUAGUUAAAGUAUUUGAUUAGUUUAGCAUUAUUAUUAUAGCUUAUCUAAAUUGAUUAUUAUGUAGUCAACAUUAAAAAAGGCUUAUUUUAUGAGUAGGGUGAUCACGGGUAGCAGUUCGAUCGAACGAGAAUACUUAAUCGACAAUUCUCACGUCACCCUAGUCGUAGAAUAAAUUUUAAAGAAAAGAAAAAUUGCGUCCUCAAAA
Messenger RNA from Armigeres subalbatus, 3798 nucleotides. RefSeq names its product protein unzipped (gene uzip). Lineage: Eukaryota; Metazoa; Arthropoda; Insecta; Diptera; Culicidae. The record is from RefSeq and is a predicted model, not a curated record. The coding region runs from base 1520 to 3064 and encodes 514 amino acids. The transcript is spliced from 12 exons.